CCCUAAAAAGAAAGGAGAUACUCUAAUUUGCUUGCAUCCGACGGCUCUCUCUCCUUUUCUGACCGGCAUCCGACGGGUCAAAAGCCGCCAUGCCGCACCUAAACGCAACACAACUCGACACACACAAGCAACUGCUCACGUGCCAACCCUAGAGCCUUGGGCUUCCAGCACGUGAUCAUCCCUGACAUUCACCGCAACACGUGGCUUCCUCCGUCACACGUGCGAACUGUGCCAUGGCUGGAGUGAGAGAGGCUGAACUCCAUUUCUCUCUCUCUCUCUGACACUCUCACUCCGCUUCCCAUUUCUUCUUCCCCUGCCAAUUUCACCUGGUUUCAAACCCUAAAAUCUCCAAAUGUUACUUAUCAGAUGUUAAAGUUGGAAACUAGACACCGAACAAAUGCAAGAAUGAGAGAAAGGGUCUCUCACAUUUUUCUUACUCUACUUCUCCUUCUCUGUGUAUAUGAGUCCCAUUGUGACCCGGUUAGGGAUGCGGAAGCGGUAGCUCCUGAUGUUGCAACCGGUGUAAACCCUCAGCCUUUUCUUCCUUUAUUAGCCCCUUCACCAUUGACGCCAUUCACGAAUAACAGCGUCCCAGCAUUAUCAGGACUCUGUACAUUAAAUUUUUCAGCGGCUGUAAAUAUGAUGACCAUAACAGCAACUGACUGCUGGGCUUUCUUCGCACCCUUAUUGGCCGAUGUAGUUUGUUGUCCUCAAUUUGAUGCCACCUUAGCAACUCUUAUAGGACACUCAAGUAAAUCCUCUGGGAUGCUCUCUUUGAAUGCAACUCAUGCAAAACACUGCCUCUCAGAUGUUGAGAAGAUCCUAGAGGGUCAAGGAGCAAACGAGAAUAUUCAAAAGAUUUGCUCAAUUCGACCAGAAAACCUUACUGCAGCCUCUUGCCCUGUUACAGAGGUUGAUAUGUUUGAGAGCACUGUGGAUUCUUCAAAACUACUUGCUGCUUGUAAAAACGUUGAUCCCGUCAAUGAGUGUUGUGAUCAAGUUUGCCAAAAUGCCAUAUUAGAUGCUUCUAGAACAAUUGCCGCGAUUGGUAUGCCAACUUCGGAAGGGGUCCACGAGUUUCCUGAGCACUCAACUAGGAUUGAUGAUUGUAAGAAUAUUGUCCUACGAUGGCUGGCCGGUAACCUUGAUCCUUCUUCUGUGAAUAAGACUCUUAGAGGACUUUCAAGUUGCAAAGUAAAUAAAGUGUGUCCUCUGGUUUUCCCCAACAUGACAAGGGUUGUGAAAGAAUGUGCAAAUGUGAUAAGAAAUGAGACAGCAUGCUGCAAUGCAAUGGAUAGUUAUGUUUCCCGGUUGCAAGAACAGAGCUUCAUUACAAACUUGCAGGCCUUGAAUUGUGCAGCAUCACUUGGAGAAAAGUUGCUGAAAGCUAAUGUGUCCAAUGUUUAUAAUCUAUGUCAUAUAAACCUCAAGGACUUCUCUCUUCAAGUUGGUUCACAAGAGUAUGGCUGCCUUCUGCCGAGCUUGCCUUUGGAUGCGACUUAUGAUAAAACUUCGGGAAUCAGCUUCAUUUGUGAUCUUAACGACAACGUUGCAGCUCCAUGGCCGUCUUUGUCUUCUGAAUCUCCAUCAUCUUGCAAGAAAACUACAAAAAUUCCAGCGGUACCUAAAGCAACAUCUGCACAAAGUGGUCUUCACACUGGGAACUUGAUGUUGCUUUCGUUGCUUUCCUCCCCUUGGUGGUUCUGAAUAUUCUUCCUUGAAGUUUGGUUGCAGACACCAGAGAUUCUCUGCCUCGUUUAUUUAACAGUAGCUUUUACCUGCUGCAAUUGCACAAUCUGAUCUGAUGUGAACUUGACAUUACUGGUCAGAGAUAUGAUCAGCUCAUGACAUGGAAGAGAAACUUACAUAUUACAGGUUCACUGCCAACGUAACGUCUUGUUCAAUAAUCUAUUUCAUGCAAGUCGUUUUCAUAAUAUAGGCAAGUUAUGUUUCGGUCACCAAAUAUUUUACUCCCCAGAAUUGUCUACGCAAGUAGGGAGUUUCCAAUUGGCUUUUUGUGUGAUUAUUUAUUCCUCUGGGUUGCUGGACAGCCAACGUGAAUAGCAAUUAUAAACUAUAGCAUUUAAAAUAUUA
Malus domestica (apple) is the source of this 2094-nucleotide messenger RNA. RefSeq lists its product as uncharacterized. The record is from RefSeq and is a predicted model, not a curated record. Lineage: Eukaryota; Viridiplantae; Streptophyta; Magnoliopsida; Rosales; Rosaceae. Gene Ontology annotation, cellular component: plasma membrane.